CUCGGGGGCGUGGCUGGCUGACUGUGGUCUUUAAUGAAACCACUCUUCUUUUGCUAGUUUAACGCUAGCGUCUGUGGCUAGUGCCUUGUCGCGAAGUUAUUCACUUCGUUUGCACAGUAGCUGAAGUAUUGAGCCGGAUAAAACAGAUAUUUCAGUAUAUCGUUGGUAGCUAUUCAUUAACUUUUCAUUCGCUUUUGCUUGUUUUGCAGCUUAGCACAAAGCUAGCUUGCUAGCCAGGGCUAGCUAUGCGGCUAAUGUUAGUUUUUAGCAUCGCGAGGAGCUAACUGUUAACCGUAAGUCCAUAAUCCUCUAACGUAAAUACAUCUGUCUUCAGUGUCAUCUUAAAGGUAAUAACAGUGUCAAACAGCUUAGUUAGUAGCGGCACAACCAUUAAGCUAGCUCUCACGCUGUAUGGCUGACUUUUAACGAUGGCGUGAACUGUGGACGUCCCUGCAGAUGAGUGGCCCUGAGAAGUGAUUCAGCUGGAUGAGUUAGCAACAAUGUCCUGUAAAUCAACCAAAGUGGCCCCGAGUGUUGAUUUCGACCACAGUUGCUCUGACAGCGUGGAAUAUCUGACGCUCAAUUUCGGCCCAUUUGAGACUGUUCAUCGCUGGAGAAGACUCCCUCCGUGUGAUGAGUUUGUCGGUGCAAGGCGCAGCAAGCAUACUGUUGUGGCAUACAGGGAUGCCAUUUACGUGUUUGGGGGAGACAAUGGGAAGAACAUGCUGAAUGACUUGCUUCGCUUUGAUGUGAAGGACUGCUCAUGGUGUCGAGCCUUCACCACUGGAACUCCACCUGCUCCCAGAUAUCAUCACUCAGCUGUUGUUUAUGGCAGCAGCAUGUUUGUUUUUGGGGGCUACACUGGAGACAUCUACUCAAACUCAAACCUCAAAAACAAAAAUGACCUUUUUGAGUACAAGUUUGCAACAGGGCAGUGGACUGAAUGGAAAGUGGAGGGGAGCUUGCCAGUGGCUCGGUCUGCACAUGGGGCCACGGUCUAUAGUGAUAAACUGUGGAUAUUUGCUGGCUAUGAUGGGAAUGCCAGGCUGAAUGACAUGUGGACCAUCAAUCUGCAAGAUCGAGAACAUGCGUGUUGGGAGGAGAUUGACCAGAGUGGUGAGAUUCCUCCAUCUUGCUGCAACUUUCCUGUCGCUGUAUGCAGGGACAAGAUGUUUGUAUUUUCUGGUCAGAGUGGAGCUAAGAUAACCAACAACCUCUUCCAGUUUGAGUUCAAGGGCCACAUGUGGACACGCAUCCCGACCGAACACUUACUGCGAGGCUCCCCACCACCUCCCCAAAGACGUUAUGGCCACACUAUGGUUGCUUUUGACCGACACCUGUAUGUAUUUGGAGGUGCGGCUGACAACACUCUGCCCAACGAACUGCACUGCUACGAUGUGGACUCCCAGAGCUGGGAGGUGAUCCAUCCCAGCAUGGACAGUGAGAUGCCCAGUGGGAGACUCUUCCAUGCUGCUGCUGUGAUUCAAGAUGCCAUGUACAUCUUUGGAGGAACAGUAGACAACAAUGUACGCAGUGGGGAGAUGUACAGAUUCCAGUUCUCCUGCUACCCAAAGUGUACACUCCAUGAGGACUACGGCAAACUGUGGGAGAAUCGUCAGUUCUGUGAUGUGGAGUUUAUUUUGGGCGAGAGGGAGGAGAGAGUCUUGGGGCAUAUUGCCCUAGUGACUGCAAGAUGUCAGUGGCUGCGGAAAAAAAUCCUGCAGGCUUGGGAUAGGCAGCGACAGACUAAACAGGACAGCAGCGAGGAAAGUGACGAAGGGGCAGCUGGAGGCCCGAGGGAUAUCCCAGCAGGCAACAGGCCGAUGCUAGAGGUAUUCAUCAGGGAAGCUGAGGCCCAGCCUUUUGAAGUCUUAAUGCAGUUCCUCUACACGGACAAGAUCCAGUACCCACGCAGAGGUCAUGUCCAAGAUGUUCUCCUAAUUAUGGAUGUUUACAAACUGGCCCUUAGUUUUAAGCUUUCCCGCCUCGAGCAGCUGUGUGUGCAGUACAUUGAGGCAUCUGUCGAUCUGCAGAACGUUCUCAGUGUUUGUGAAAAUGCCAACAAGCUGCAGCUUGACCAGCUCAAGGAGCAUUGCCUUAACUUUGUGGUGAAAGAGUCGCACUUCAACCAGGUGAUCAUGACAAAGGAGUUUGAACAUCUGUCCACACCACUGAUUGUGGAGAUAGUGCGACGAAAGCAGCAUCCUCCUCCCAGGUUGUACUCAGACCAGCCUGUGGACAUUGGGACCUCUCUUGUCCAGGACAUGAAGGCUUACCUGGAGGGAGGCGGCCUGGAGUUCUGCGACAUUAUCUUGCUGUUAGACGGACACCCACGACCUGCUCAUAAAGCCAUACUGGCAGCCAGAUCCAGUUACUUUGAGGCAAUGUUUCGCUCCUUCAUGCCUGUGGAUGGUCAGGUUAAUAUCUCCAUCGGCGAGAUGGUUCCAAGUAAGCAGGCCUUCGAGUCCAUGCUGCGUUAUAUCUACUACGGUGAUGUGAACAUGCCUCCAGAGGAUUCCCUCUAUCUGUUUGCUGCGCCAUAUUACUACGGGUUUUCAAACAACAGGCUGCAGGCUUACUGCAAGCAGAAUCUGGAGAUGAACGUCACUGUGGAGAACGUUUUGCAGAUUCUGGAGGCAGCUGAUAAGACCCAGGCUCUGGACAUGAAGAAGCACUGCCUGCACAUUAUUGUCCAUCAGUUCAUUAAGGUAUCCAAGCUCCCCAACCUGCGGUCUCUCAGCCAGCUGCUGCUGUUGGACAUCAUUGAGUCCCUAGCUACACACAUAUCAGACAAACAGUGUGCAGAGAUGGGCUCCGACAUUUAGGAUGACGCGGAAAGCUGGGCUCUUUUCUCCUCUCACAGAAGCCAUACAUCUCCGCUCCACCUACUUCUAGUCAUUCCCUCCUCCCCAACACGCAGUACUUUUCUUUAUGUUGUCCCUCGCAUGUCUCGACCCACAUACAGUAGAGAUGCCCUUCUAUCCACGCGGCGUCAAGUUGUUUCUCACUCUGCGUCUUGAUGAGGAGUUAAAGCAGUGAGGAAACCAGAUUCUAGCUCAGUUACAAUUUGUUAAAUUGUAUAAAAUAUCCCCUUUAUGUUUAUUUAUUUUGAUUACAGAAGGAAACAUUUGCAAGGUUUCUCUCUGCUCAGUAUUGCUGCUGCAUUUUUUUAAAAAAUAGAUAUGCAGUGGACUGUAAAAAUUCAUAUUUGUGACACUAUAGAAAGCUUCAAGUGUUGCCCUCAGCUGUUAUCUGCUCAGAUACAUCCUCAGCCAUUUAAAUGCAACGUGAUCAAAGUAUACCAUUAAAUGGAUUUAUCUAUGAACCUGUAUUCAUCACUUGUAUUAUCCUCCGCUCUGACACAGUUAAAAAGCCUGGAUUAAAUGUUAUAAGGAAUCAAAAUCAUAUGAAAAUAAUUACAAUGUAUGUCUGUCUUGAAGCAAUUUGUUUUGUUAAAUGUUUUUGUCAUUGGCACACAUCUUUGUGAUACUAAUCACCUCUUAGCAUUACUAACAGACAAGCUGUCUCUGUCCAUUCAAUAUAGCAGUGUGUAUUUAGUAACAUCAGUAUGCUGUUAUUAAACAUUUACCCACAUGGGUUUCAUGUCUUUAAAGCCUUAAUAAAUCUUAUACAAAAUGA
Messenger RNA from Epinephelus moara (kelp grouper), 3639 nucleotides. RefSeq names its product leucine-zipper-like transcription regulator 1 (gene lztr1). The transcript is spliced from 19 exons. Gene Ontology annotation, cellular component: Golgi apparatus. NCBI's taxonomy places the organism in Eukaryota, Metazoa, Chordata, Actinopteri, Perciformes, Serranidae. The record is from RefSeq and is a predicted model, not a curated record. Bases 501 to 2825 code for a protein of 774 amino acids. Gene Ontology annotation, molecular function: protein binding.